Drosophila santomea is the source of this 335-nucleotide messenger RNA. RefSeq lists its product as uncharacterized. The coding region runs from base 24 to 335 and encodes 103 amino acids. The record is from RefSeq and is a predicted model, not a curated record. The transcript has a single exon. Lineage: Eukaryota; Metazoa; Arthropoda; Insecta; Diptera; Drosophilidae.
UCUCAAGUAAAAAUAAACGAAAAAUGUCAUUCCACUUUGUUUUCGUGAUCUGUGUUUUUAUCGUCCUUGCUCAGGGAACCCAUAUAACGCAAGUGGAACCUGUAUUCUCGGUGGAAGCUCAUUCUGCUGGGGAUGUUUCAUCAGGAGCUGCCAUUACUUUCCCCGAAGUGCGACCAGCCCCUGGAUCCCAGGCUAAAUCACCAGCUGUUCGCCCAGUUGCUCCUCGUCUUGUGGCUACUCCUGGUCGUCGCCAAACUGGAUCCAACUCUCGUCCUGCUGUCGGCGGUGGAGCUAAUUAUGCUCAUAAUCGCAAUAGGAUUACAAAACCAUACUAA